AUGGCCGUGGGGGAUACUACCUUUAGAAUUCAAAAUUUGGAACACCUUCACCCCUUCUUAAUCCAAGUCGCUCCCACAUUAGAACACCUCACUCUCGGCGUCAAGCAUUACAGCGGAUACUCACCUGAUGCAGAUCAGAUAACUCAAUUCUCUGCUUUCCCUAGGCUCAAGUCUUUACAAAAUUUUGCCUCUGAAGUUUUCCAAAUUGACGAAUUCCUAAUUCCUGAAAAUUUUCCAAAGUUGGUCUCCCUAUCAAAGGAACUUUUCGACGUGAGGAAUCUACACGUAAUUCAAGGUUUGGGUCUCCCAAUGGAACGUCAGGUCCGGCACUUAGGCCUCACAGAAUUGAAACUUGUUUGCCGCAACGAGUCCGGUAAGCCAACCGUUUGUGAAGAUCUGCCCUGCGAAUGUGAUGGUGGCAAGUUGCAGGAUUUCAUUUCAAAAUGUGACACCCUUCAACGACUAACUUUGCAAGGAAUUUUGUGGAGACCUGCAUCAAUAGUUUGCAUCUUGGACUUCUUAGCUGGGAGAUAGUCUUCUCUUCCGGUCGUUAUCAUGGAGUAGAGUUCUGCAAGGUCCUGUUUUUUUAUUUACUGAAUGUCUCAAGUGUUAACAACAACAUACAAUUUCAAGCUUACUGAUCAACUUUAUUUACCAUUACAUUUGUAAACAAUGUCAUCUCAUUAAUCUGGAUUUAAUAAUGUCCUCAAAUUUUUUAAAUUCAU
Messenger RNA from Folsomia candida, 725 nucleotides. RefSeq lists its product as uncharacterized. Bases 1 to 534 code for a protein of 177 amino acids. Lineage: Eukaryota; Metazoa; Arthropoda; Collembola; Entomobryomorpha; Isotomidae. The transcript is spliced from 4 exons. The record is from RefSeq and is a predicted model, not a curated record.